AUGGCGAUCCCCUGCGGGAAGGAUAAGUUCCGGUCCCUCUUCUUCUCCGUGAUUCUGUGCCUGGUUUCAGUGGCCGUCGGCAACACAGAUCCCGGCGACUUCGCCGUUCUCGACGCAUUUCGCAAGGGGCUGGACAACCCAGAGCUCCUGAACUGGCCCGACGCCGGCGACGAGGAUCCCUGUGGCUCCCGGUGGCCGCACGUCUUCUGCUCUGGCAACAGAGUCAGCCAGAUCCAGGUCGCUAACCUCGGCCUGAAGGGCCCUCUUCCUCAAAGCUUCAACCAGCUCUCCGUGCUGUACAACGUCGGGUUGCAGAGGAACAAUUUCUCCGGGAAGCUCCCCUCCUUCCGCGGGCUAUCCCAGCUCCAGUUCGCCUACCUGGGCUCCAACCAGUUCGACGCCAUCCCCUCCGAUUUCUUCGUCGGGCUGGACAAUCUCCAGGUACUGUCUCUGGACAAUAAUCCACUGAACCAGAGCUCAGGAUGGAUCUUGCCCAGAGAUCUGGCGGGUUCGUCCCAGUUGUUCAACCUGUCACUGAGCCGCUGCAAUCUGGUCGGAGAACUGCCGGAUUUCUUGGGGGAGAUGUCUUCCCUGACGAACCUGAAGCUCUCCUACAACAAUCUCACCGGGGAGAUCCCCGCGAGUUUCUCCAACCUAGGCCUGCAAAUUCUGUGGCUGAACAACCAGGGAGGCCCGAAGCUCACCGGCCCCAUCGACGUUCUCGCUUCUAUGGGAUCCCUCACAGAUGUCUGGCUUCAUGGAAACAAGUUCACCGGGAGAAUCCCUCCGGCGAUCACUUCCUCCGCUGCCCUGAGACGCCUCUGGGUCAACGACAACCUCCUGGUCGGCCCUCUCCCGGAGAGCUUCGCGGCCAUGGCGAACCUUCAGUCGUUGCAGGUGGACAACAACAGACUGGUCGGCCCGAUCCCGAAGCUCCCAAUCGAGGAAUUCUCCUACUCUCACAAUUCCUUCUGCCAGGCGGCGCCGGGGUUGUCCUGCUCUGCGCAGGUCAACGCCCUCCUGGGUGUCCUCGGAGGUCUGAACUACCCGCCGGAUCUCUCUGCGUCAUGGUCCGGCGACGACCCUUGCUCUGGUUCGUGGCUGGGGGUUUCCUGCCUGGAGAAUAAGGUUUCUGUCAUCAACCUGCAGAACCGGGGCCUCCAUGGUUAUAUCAGUCCUUCGAUCGCUCAACUGGUCUCGCUGACGGACGUCCGACUCGGGGGCAACAAUCUCUCCGGCUCCAUUCCCUCAAAUCUGACGAGACUGGCGUCGCUGAAGACCUUGAACCUCACUGCAAACAAUCUCGGACCCCCGGUUCCCAAGUUCAGUGGCAGCGUUAGGGUUCUCAUCGACGGUAAUCCUCUCCUGGAUGGCUCUCCUUCCCCAUCCCCCGGCGGCGGUUCGCCUUCUCCCCCGGGCACGGCGAGUUCGUCCGCCGGCGGCCAGACUCCGCAGGACAGAGAAGGAGGAAGAUCAGGCCCGGAUUCUUCACCUUCGCCGGGGGAUGAUUCCAGGGUCGUCAAGAUGAUCAUGGUAGUAGCGCCGGUGGUGGUCGUAAUCUUGGCGGCGGCGCUGGCUGCUUUCUUCGUGCUCCGCCGGCAGAGGAAGAAGAAGAAUCGCAGAAACCAGGUCGCCGCCGGCUCCGUCGUCGUCCACCCGACGGACCCCUCCGGCCAGGGAAAGGCCAUCAAGAUCGCCGCCGUGUAUGAAGAUGAUAUCAAGAGCCCGGCCGGCGGCGAGGCCCUCGGCACCACCGGCAGCGGCGGCGGUGAGGUCCGCAUGCUCAAGUCCGGCAACCUGGUGAUCUCCGUUCAGGCCCUUCGGAGGGUCACCUGUGACUUCGCUCCUGAGAACGAGCUGGGCCGCGGCGGCUUCGGGGUGGUCUACAAGGGAGUCUUCCACGACGGCUCCGCCAUCGCGGUGAAGAGGAUGGAGGCGGCCGUGAUCAGCAGCAAGGCCCUCGACGAAUUCCAGUCGGAGAUCUCCGUUCUCUCCAAGGUCCGCCACCGCAACCUGGUCUCCCUGCUGGGAUACUCUGUAGAAGGAAGCGAGAGGCUCCUGGUCUACGAGUACAUGCCCCAGGGAGCUCUGAGCAGGCACCUCUUCGAAGGGAAGAAGCUGGGCCUCGAGCCAUUGUCGUGGAAGAGGAGGCUCAACGUGGCGCUGGACGUCGCGAGGGGGAUGGAGUACCUCCAUAGCCUGGCUCACCAGUCCUUCAUCCACAGAGAUCUCAAGUCCUCCAACAUCCUCCUCGACGACGACUUCCGAGCGAAGGUUUCAGACUUUGGCCUGGUGAAGCUCGCCCCCGACGGGAAGAACUCCGUGGUGACGAGGCUCGCCGGGACCUUCGGGUACUUGGCCCCGGAAUACGCCGGUAAAUAUUUCUGCCUUUCCUCCCACGAAGCUCCAUGAAGAUCAUCCUCCGCUAAUCGUUUCCUCUCUCCCUCUCUAUUCUGCCGCCAUGGAUGACAGUCGCGGGGAGGGUGACGACGAAGGCGGACGUCUUCAGCUUCGGGGUGGUGCUGAUGGAGCUGGUGACGGGUUUGGCGGCGCUGGACGAGAGCCGGCCGGAGGAGAACCAGUACCUGGCCUCCUGGUUCUUCGGCAUCAAGUCCAGCCAGGAGAAGCUCAGGGCCGCCGUCGACCCGUCGAUAGAUCUGACUAAGGACAUCUUCGAGAGCAUCUCCAUCGUCGCCGAGCUCGCCGGGCACUGCGCCGCCAGGGACCCCCAUCAGCGGCCGGACAUGGGCCAUGCGGUCAACGUCCUGGUUCCAUUGGUGGAGAGGUGGAAGCCGGUGAAGGACGACCAGGAGGAAUGCCUGGGCAUCGACCUGAGCCAGCCGCUCCUCCAGAUGGUCAAAGGGUGGCAGGACGCUGACGUCUCCGCAGUCAGCUCUGUGGGCCUCGACGACAGCAAGGGGAGUAUCCCCGCACGCCCCGCCGGAUUUGCGGAGUCCUUCACCUCCGCCGAUGGCCGGUGA
Molecule: messenger RNA, 2981 nt
Organism: Spirodela intermedia
Lineage: Eukaryota; Viridiplantae; Streptophyta; Magnoliopsida; Alismatales; Araceae
Source: the annotation of a GenBank genome assembly